This is a messenger RNA of Chondrus crispus (carragheen), 1599 nucleotides long. RefSeq lists its product as hypothetical. Bases 1 to 1479 code for a protein of 492 amino acids. Gene Ontology annotation, molecular function: RNA binding. The transcript is spliced from 2 exons. The record is from RefSeq and is a predicted model, not a curated record. Gene Ontology annotation, cellular component: nucleus. Lineage: Eukaryota; Rhodophyta; Florideophyceae; Gigartinales; Gigartinaceae.
AUGCCCGCGGGGAGGGUGUUUAGGCCGGACAGGGGAGAGAGGGCCGAGCGCGGGGAAAGGAGAAGAGACGGGAGAGAUGGGAGGAGGGAUGGUCGCGGGGAUAGGGACAGGGAUCGGGACGGCAGGGAUGCCCGUUCGCGUCUAGGCAGGGGUCCGUCUGCCGAUGGGCAAGCUGCGCAGGCUGGUGGCCGGAAGCAAUACUUUGUACUUGCGAUGCGCAAUGUGCCCGAGGAUAAGCUCAAACUUCCGCAUAUUCUCAAGUUCUUCGAAAACUAUGGCACCCCGGACAACGUCCAGCUUGUUACCCCCGAUCGGGCGUUUAUCAUCUACGCGUCACGUGAGCCGGCGCAAGCUGCCACAAAGUCGGUGGAUGCAAUCAUGGGAAAUCGCCACAUCCGCCUCGGAUGGGCUACCGCGCAAGACUACGACGUCUCGGGGCUGGAGCUUACGGACGAGGGCGUGCUGCAGCCGUCGACAGGCCGGAGGAAAACCCGCGACGACCGCCGUGGCGACAAGGGUGACCGGCGCGGCGACCGCAACGACGGCAACCGCGGCGAAGGCGGCGCAAGGAAAGAAUCUCGAAGCGCCGCGCAUGGGAUGAAUGCUGUGGCAAAGAAGGAGGCCGAGAAGCAGGAGGCAGCCAAGGCGGCCGAGGAGGACCUGCGGAAAAAACGCGCCGCGAUCGCCGAGGCGCGUGCGAAGCAGGACGAGGUGAAGACGCAGCUGCAGGCGCGCAAGAAGCAGCUAGUGGACGAGCAAAAGGUGCUGUUUGCGUCCAUGGCCACGGCCGGCGACCAGGCGGCAAAGCUGGAGCUGUUUCGCAAGGCCAAGGCGAUCGACUCACAGCUGGAACAGGUCGUGUCCGGGCUGAACCCGAAGGCGGGCGCGGUCGCUUCGACGGCCCGCGUGGCUGCGUCGCCCUCGGCCCGCGGCGGCGCGUCUGGGCGCGGCCGCGGACGCGGCCGCGGUGGUCGCUUUGAAGGGUUCUCCGUCGACAACCGGCCCAAGACGCUACAGAUCAUGGGCGCCAAGGCCGACGUCGUCGUCGAGACGGCUAUAUCCGUGUUCCACGAAACGCUGUCGGCGGAGAAGGUCGGCGCGUUCUGGUUGCUCAACUUCCCCACACGCCGCGCGGCCGAGAGCGCCAUGCGCGCCCGCGGCCCGCUCAAGCGCGGCUUCGGCGCAGCCGCCAUGAGCCAGAUCGUGGCCGGGGCGAACAACACGGGGGUGCAGCCCGCGCAGCCCGCGCAGAGGCUGGACGACGUCGCGGCGCAGAUCCCGACGAAGCCGGCCGCGCCGCAGCCGCUGCCCAUCGAGGAGCCGCCGAGCGAUGACGCGCAGGCGCAGGCGAAGGCGCAGGCGAAGGCGCCCGUGCAGGCGCAGGGCAUGGGCAUCGGCAUGGGGGUCGGCGUCGGAGUCGGCGUGGCGCAGGCGCCUACGGCGAUGAUGAUCGACUCACAGGAGAGCGGGCCGUCCUAAGGUGAAGGUGGAGUGUUUGAGGUGGCAUUGUGGAUAUGUUUUAUUGUUUGAGGACGCAUAAAGAAUAUGUCUCGCGGACGCUCAGCGUUCCACCCCCGUGAAGGGGCCGUCCUCAACGAA